UAAAAAAUUUCUCCCCCCUGCUCCACUUACCUUUUUAAGAGUUACCAACGUGCAUGAUUUACUUUGCGAAUGCUGUAGAAAUAUCUGUUUAACAAUUAUGGUUGAUCUUGACAAUAUUAAAUUAACCUGCAAUAAACAAAAUCCGCCUAUAGGUGGCAUAUGUAUUGCACUUCAUGUGUUUCAACACCAAGGAAAGACUCCCACAAAUGGUACUUUGAACAUCUCCUGGGGAAAUGAAACAGUACUUGAAGUAUCAAAUAGAAAAAUACUUUGCAGAACUAGUAAUGAUUUAGCAAGAGCCGUAGCAAGGUUUUCAUCUUCUAACCUGCAUGGUACUAACCCAACAGAAGCUACUGAAAUAGACCACUGGUUAAACAUAUCUUCAUGUAUUCUAAAUAAUAAAAGUGAAAUAAAUAAUUCACUUGAUAUUAUAAAUAAAUCUUUGGGUCCUGUCACUUAUUUAGUAGGAAAACGGAUCACUAUUGCUGAUUUUUCAGUAUUUUGGGCUUUAUAUGUGAGUAAACAAUGGAAAGAUUUCUUAUCGAAGGAGUCUUCACUAGUACAUGUGAAAAGAUGGUAUAAUUUCAUAAAAUCAGAGAAAUCAGUUGAAGACACUUUGAACUAUCUACCAUCUGAAGUUAUUGCCGGCCCAUCAGAUAAAAACAGUCGGCAGUUAGAAAAGUCUAAAGCAGGUAAUAGAGCUCAAGAGGGAAAAUUUGUCGAGUUACCUGGUGCAGAAUUAGGCAAGGUUGUUGUUAGAUUCCCUCCAGAAGCUUCAGGUUAUCUUCACAUUGGACAUGCAAAGGCUGCUCUUCUCAACCAGUACUAUCAAGAAGCAUUCCAAGGAAAGCUUAUUAUGCGUUUUGACGAUACAAAUCCUGCUAAGGAGAACGUACAUUUUGAGAAAGUAAUUCUUGAAGAUGUAGCAAUGCUGGAUAUAAAGCCUGACAGAUUCACGCAUACUUCUGAAUACUUUGAUUUGAUGAUUGAGUAUUGUGAAAAACUAUUGAAAGACGGUCGUGCCUAUGUUGAUGAUACAGAAGCAGAACUCAUGAAAACCCAACGAGAACAGAGGAUUGAAUCUUCAAACAGAGCAAAUAGUUAUCAACAAAAUUUUGCCCUUUGGGAGGAAAUGAAGAAAGGCACAGAAAAAGGCCAGAAAUGUUGUGUGAGGGCCAAGAUUGAUAUGCAGUCUCCAAAUGGUUGUUUGAGAGAUCCAACAAUAUACAGGUGCAAAAACGAACCUCAUCCGAGAACAGGAGACAAAUACAAAGUGUAUCCUACCUACGAUUUUGCAUGCCCUAUAGUAGAUUCGAUAGAAGGAGUUACUCAUACUCUUCGAACUAUGGAAUACCAUGAUAGAGAUCCUCAAUUUUACUGGUUCAUCGAUGCUUUGGGUCUGAGAAAACCCUACAUUUGGGAAUAUAGUAGACUGUGUAUGACUAACACAGUACUUAGUAAAAGGAAACUUACUUGGUUCGUUAAUGAAGGCCUAGUAGAUGGUUGGGAUGAUCCUAGAAUGCCUACUGUACGGGGAGUUUUGCGAAGAGGUAUGACAGUGAAGGGGUUGAAAGAAUUCAUUAUAGCCCAAGGAUCAAGUCGAUCUGUAGUUGUUAUGGAAUGGGACAAGAUUUGGGCUUUCAAUAAAAAAGUAAUUGACCCUAUUGCGCCACGUUAUACGGCUCUUGAGUCUACAGGAACUGUACCCGUUUUCAUUGAGGAUAUCAAGGAGGAGUGCUUGAGAGUUCCUAAACAUCCAAAGAACCCAGAGGUUGGCGAAAAAAAUGUGUGGUUGGCUCCUAAAAUACUCAUUGAUGGUGUGGAUGCUGAAUGUCUUAAAGAAGGUGAAAACACAACUUUCGUUAACUGGGGAAAUAUAUUGAUAAAAAAAAUCAAUAGACAAAACGGCAAGGUUACAAGUGUUGAAGCUGUUUCAAAUACACAAAAUAAAGACUAUAAGAAAACUUUAAAACUAACAUGGUUAGCUGAGUUGGAAAAGGCCCGUUUCACACCUACCUGGUGCGUCUAUUUUGAUCACUUGUUGAGUAAACCAGUGCUGGGGAAAGAUGAGGACUUCAAACAAUAUAUUGGUCAUGAAACCAGGAAAGAAGUUGAAAUGAUUGGGGAUCCCGAAUUGAAAGACCUGAAGGCUGGUGACAUAAUUCAACUUCAGCGCCGUGGUUUUUUCAGAGUAGAUGUACCCUACAAACCUGCAACCCCAAAUACCUGCAAAGAGCAACCAAUUAUAUUAUUCGCUAUUCCUGAUGGACAUGCCAACGAAAAUCCUUUGGGUAAUGCGGAAGUUACGAAAACUACAGAUAAGCAGAGCAAAGACACUUCGAAAUCCAAUAAAGAGACUAGUAAAGAAGUUUCAUCUUCCAAAUCUCUUCUUCAAGUUAAUAGUGAAAUAAUCCAGCAGGGAGAUAUUGUUCGCAAGCUAAAGGAACAGAAAGCUUCCAAAAUCGAAAUUGAAAAUGCUGUGAAGAUAUUAUUAUCAUUGAAGGCAGACUACAAAAACCUUUCUAACGAAGAUUGGAAACCGGGUUGUAUACCACAGGAUUCUGGAGAUUCCAAUGAUUUGAGUUCAAGAAUUGCAAUUCAAGGAGAUAAGAGUAGAUCUCAGGGUGACAAAGUUCGGAAUUUGAAGAGUAAAAAGGCUGACAAAGUAGAUGUCGACGUUGAAGUGAAAGCUCUUUUGGCCUUGAAGGCUGAUUACAAGGCUCUUACUGGAAAGGAUUGGAAACCUGGCACAGUUCCCAAACCUGCAGUUGUGUUGAAUACAUCUGAACCUCUCUCAAAUGUAUCUAGCUCAGUCGAUGAAAAUACACUUCUAGAGAACAUCGCCGCACAAGGUGAUAAAGUCCGGCAGUUGAAAGCAGAUAAAGCAGAUAAGGCAAAGGUAGAAGAAGAAGUGAAAAAGUUGCUUCAGUUGAAAGUGGAAUUCAAAUCAGUGACUGGAAAAGAAUGGAAAACUAAUAUGAAGCCCGAAACUAAAUCAGAGUCAUUGCCUGUUGAAAACGAAGUUGCUAAACUAAACCUAACAAAGAAAAUUGGAGAACAAGGAGACAUCGUCAGAGACUUGAAGUCGAAGAAAGCUAACAAAGAAGAAGUUGACGUAGCUGUAAAAAUGUUGUUAGGUCUUAAGGAAGAAUAUAAAAAUUUAACCGGAACUGAUUUUCCUGUAUCUGGUAGAACACCAGCAAAACCUAAGGAAAACAAGCCACUUUCAGCACAAAAAGAAAAAGCGGUGAAACAAAAAGCUGCUACCAAAGAAAAGAAAUCGGUUGAUAUCGGUGUUGAAGAAAGUUCCAUCAAAAAACAAACCCGACUCGGUUUGGAAGCAAAGAAAGAAGAAAUCCUGUCGGACUGGUAUUCCCAGGUUAUUACUAAGGGAGAAAUGAUUGAAUAUUACGACGUGUCUGGUUGUUACAUCCUCAGGCCAUGGUCUUUUGCCAUUUGGGAAGUUCUCCGAGAUUGGUUUGAUGAAGAGAUAAAAAAGCUUGGGGUUCAAAACUGUUACUUUCCAAUUUUUGUGUCUAAAACUGUAUUAGAGAAGGAAAAAACUCACAUUGCGGAUUUCGCUCCAGAGGUAGCAUGGGUAACAAAAUCAGGAGAUUCAGAUAUGGCAGAACCAGUUGCGAUCAGACCAACAUCUGAAACAGUUAUGUAUCCUGCAUACGCUAAAUGGAUUCAGUCCUACCGAGAUCUUCCUAUCAAACUGAAUCAGUGGAACAAUGUUGUGAGAUGGGAGUUCAAGCACCCGCAACCGUUUUUAAGAACAAGAGAAUUCCUAUGGCAAGAAGGUCAUACUGCUUAUGCUCUCAAGGAAGAAGCAGAUGUUGAAGUUACUACUAUACUAGAUUUGUAUGCACGAAUAUAUACCGACCUGUUGGCAAUACCGGUGGUGAAAGGCCGCAAAACAGAAAAAGAAAAGUUUGCCGGUGGCGACUACACAUUAACAGUUGAAGCUUUCGUCUCUGCCAGCGGUAGGGCUAUCCAAGGAGCCACCUCUCAUCAUCUAGGUCAAAACUUUGCGAAAAUGUUUGAUAUUGUCUAUGAAGAUCCUGAAACUCAAGAAAAGCAAUAUGUCUUCCAAAAUUCCUGGGGAUUUACAACAAGAACAAUUGGUGUGAUGAUAAUGAUCCAUGGUGACAAUCAAGGUCUAGUUUUACCACCAAGAGUGGCCUGUUUACAAAUCGUUAUUGUUCCAUGUGGUAUUACGGCUGGGUUGUCUGAAGAUGCUCGCAACAAAUUACAAGAAUCUUGUGAUGACUUGGAGAAAGAUUUGAAAACUGCGGGAAUUAGGGUAAAAGGAGAUUAUAGAUCGAACUACUCUCCUGGCUGGAAGUUCAAUCAUUGGGAACUCAAGGGAGUUCCCAUUCGUGUGGAAAUUGGACCUAAGGAUAUAGAAAAUAAACAGUUGAUUGCAGUGAGGAGGGACAAUGGGGAGAAAAUAACGAUAUCCCGAGAUAAUGCUGCUCAAAAAUUACUAGAUUUACUUCAAGAAAUACAGAGUAGUUUAUACAAGAAAGCAUGUAAGGAUCUGGAAACACAUAAAGUUAUUGUAACAAACUGGUCCGAGUUUUCGCCAAAUUUAGAAAAGAAGAAUAUUAUCCUGGCACCAUUUUGCGGUGAUAUCUCCUGCGAAGAUAAAAUUAAAGCAGACAGUACACGGUAAAUUUAAUUUGUUUUAUAUGCU
This is a messenger RNA of Leptinotarsa decemlineata (Colorado potato beetle), 4699 nucleotides long. It is a transcript of the gene GluProRS, whose product is annotated as Glutamyl-prolyl-tRNA synthetase. Lineage: Eukaryota; Metazoa; Arthropoda; Insecta; Coleoptera; Chrysomelidae. Gene Ontology annotation, biological process: prolyl-tRNA aminoacylation; translation; glutamyl-tRNA aminoacylation. Gene Ontology annotation, molecular function: ATP binding; glutamate-tRNA ligase activity; proline-tRNA ligase activity. Gene Ontology annotation, cellular component: aminoacyl-tRNA synthetase multienzyme complex; cytoplasm. The record is from RefSeq and is a predicted model, not a curated record.